AUGGAUCAGGGCUCAGUUGCGCGUCGACUCCAUCGUGCCCUUUCUCCCUCUCCUCCUCAUCACCACACGCCUCGACGGCAUCACAUCCCUUUUCGCACGCUCGAGACGGACCGCAACGCACCCAGCUUGCAAUCUUAUACCACCACCAUGGUCAGCCUCACCACCUCGGACAACGAGCAGUUCACCGUCGACCGCGAUGUCGCCGAGCGAUCCGUGCUCAUCAAGCAGAUGCUCGAAGACAUCGGAGACACCGAACAGCCAAUUCCCCUUCCCAACGUGUCUUCCAACGUCCUGAAGAAGGUCCUCGAGUACUGCUCGCACCACCGCAGCGACCCUCCCGCACCCGCAGAUGACGCCGAGGAGUCUCGCAGACGCACAACCGACAUCUCGGACUGGGACGCCAAGUUCAUCCAGGUCGACCAGGAGAUGCUCUUCGAGAUCAUCUUGGCGGCCAACUACCUCGACAUCAAGCCGCUUCUCGACGUCGGCUGCAAGACAGUUGCCAACAUGAUCAAGGGAAAGACACCCGAGGAGAUCCGAAAGCUCUUCAACAUCCAGAACGACUUUUCGCCCGAGGAAGAGGCACAGAUCCGAAAGGAAAACGUGAGUAUCCGACGCAAAUUUCCUUUCAAGCGCAGAAUGGGCGGAGGACCGCUGAUCGAGCCUCGCGCACCUGCUGCAAACCGCAAGUUGGACGUGUCGUAUUUUCCACAUGUCGUUCACUGCGCCGAUUUCGAGAAUGCCAUGAUUCCCCGUGCCUCUUCUCUUCCUGCGCUGCUCGCUUCAGGCUCGACUGAGAGGCCCGAAACUUCAUUUGAGACUGGCCGAAAUCCCCCUGGCACGACAUCAACCUAUACACGCAAGAUGGAAGCUUUCGAGAGUCCCGACACCAAGCCGAAGCGGCUUCGCGCAGCGAAAGCGUGCGAUAUAUGUCGGACGAACCAUCGCAAGUGUCCUGGUCCUGCACCUGGUUCGGAUUCGUGCGUGCGAUGCCUCAAGCAGAACAAGCAGUGUACAUGGAACACGUACAGCAAGGCCUCUCUUCGGCGCUCCGAGUCCGCAUCUCCCACGAUCAAGCGUACACCCGUGCGAAGAGCACUGUCCACACCAUCGCAGCAGCUUACUCCGGUGCCACUCACGCCCACUCGCGCCAGGAGAUCGUCCACAUCGAGUUCAUCUUCCAGCGAACUAUCGACGCCCACCGACUCGCCUGCAGUGCCCUCGUACAAGCAACCGUUGGAAGUGACAGCAUUUGGCCCAUUGACCGAGAAGCCUUCGGCCGAGGAGAUUCCGAGCUACUAUGCCGACGCUUUGGCACUAGCCAACCGCCAUGAGCUGCUCAUCUUUGCCAUGCCGCUGCGCGAGUGGGAUGCGUCGGUGCGGGCCCAAAGUCGCCUGCACUGCGUGACGCCAAGCUGGGUCGACCCGCAACCGACACGGCAGGAAUCACUCGACGUGCUACGUGCGUUGCUCGACGACGUCGAACCAGCCACCGAAGAGCCCACGCCACCUCAACCCUCUUUCCCGGAACAAGCUGAAAGUCAGCAGGCAGAGGAGGUACCGAUGUCGCUCGACCCAGCCCCAUUCGGUGAAGGUAUCGCUGCUGAGUUGGCGGGUCCAUCAAUCGGGGCAGAGCUUGAGCCUGAUUUCUACAUGAACCCGCCAACGGGGAACAAGUCGCCCUACCGACAGCACUGCACCCACGAUCCCUUCCUCUUUUCCUGCGCGCCAUCGGCAGACAUGCACACUGGUGUCGAGACCAGGUGGAGUGCGUCAUGGGACGACGCCAUGCCCGAAGUUCUGCGCGACGCAUCCCAAAUGGACACACUGGACGCAUACCUCACGCCCCCGUGA
Molecule: messenger RNA, 1854 nt
Organism: Moesziomyces antarcticus
Lineage: Eukaryota; Fungi; Basidiomycota; Ustilaginomycetes; Ustilaginales; Ustilaginaceae
Exons: 8
Coding region: 1-1854 (617 amino acids)
Biological process (GO): SCF-dependent proteasomal ubiquitin-dependent protein catabolic process; mitotic cell cycle; regulation of DNA-templated transcription
Cellular component (GO): nucleus; cytoplasm
Molecular function (GO): DNA-binding transcription factor activity, RNA polymerase II-specific; cullin family protein binding; zinc ion binding
Source: RefSeq, a predicted model, not a curated record